AUGGCCCCUUCGAGACAGAGGACAAGAUCGCCACAACCUACGAGGAGCUCCACCUUCAACGGCGUUUCCGUGCUUGGGAAUGACGUCUUCAAAACGGACGCCCUGGUGAAGCAGGACACGGGGUUCGGUUCUAGCACGAAGAAGGAGAAGGUUCGUGACAGAGGGGACUUGGUGAUCGAGAGUCACGACAAUGCGUUUUCGGUGAAGAAAUGGGAGAUGUUGUUUGGGUAUCAGUCGUUUGCGACUAAGGAUCCAAAGAUAUUUGAGAAUGCAAAGAUGUAUGUGGCUGAUAGGUUCGUGGGGGAGGGAGAAAAGCUGCUGAAAUACGUGCUUUGGUCGAACGGUCCUGAGAUCGAGAACCCCAGCCUUGGAAACAAACAGUGUGCUAGGAAGGAUUUUGUGGUGUUGUUUUCUCGGCUUUUGGUUGUGGAGCUAUUUCUUCGUUAUGAUUCUUUUGAAGUUGAGGUUGGAACCUCGCCGUUGGGUGCUUCUGUUAACAUAACCUCCCUCAAGAAAGCAAGCUCUUAG
This is a messenger RNA of Vigna radiata var. radiata (mung bean), 528 nucleotides long. Its product is annotated as allene oxide synthase 1, chloroplastic-like. The coding region runs from base 1 to 528 and encodes 175 amino acids. The record is from RefSeq and is a predicted model, not a curated record. NCBI's taxonomy places the organism in Eukaryota, Viridiplantae, Streptophyta, Magnoliopsida, Fabales, Fabaceae. Gene Ontology annotation, molecular function: heme binding; monooxygenase activity; oxidoreductase activity, acting on paired donors, with incorporation or reduction of molecular oxygen. The transcript is spliced from 2 exons.